This is a messenger RNA of Colletotrichum phormii, 1251 nucleotides long. RefSeq lists its product as uncharacterized. The coding region runs from base 1 to 1206 and encodes 401 amino acids. The record is from RefSeq and is a predicted model, not a curated record. NCBI's taxonomy places the organism in Eukaryota, Fungi, Ascomycota, Sordariomycetes, Glomerellales, Glomerellaceae. The transcript has a single exon.
AUGCUGCCGCUUCAAUUGAUAGGCAUUUACAGGUAUUACAAGCAAGAUACCGAUUCAGUCGCCCGAUGGCUCGCCUCGACUGCCAAUGCCUGCGGCUACCCUGCUGAUCUACUGUCCAACUCAGUUCCCGGGUCUGGAAAGACGUCCGAGCAGCCUUCUAAAGGCGGGCGUUUGAAGGGCAAGGAGAGAGCCAAGGCUCGCGCUGCCGACAGAGGAAAGAAGGGAUCGAAUGCGGAAACAACGACCGAGGCGAAACACAUCAUCGCCAUCAAGGACUUCCUUCCACUAGCGACCUUCAUUGCCGGUCGCCAAGAUCCAGCCGUUUCCGUGCCUGAUGUCUUCUCUACCACGAUCGAUCGCGUUAUCCGCCUCCGGUCUGCGUUCGCUGGUCAUUUGAGCGAUGGCGGAGCUCAGCCAGAUUCUCAGUCCGACGAACAGCAUGGAUACUUCGUUGGUGUUCUGAUGGCGGUUAGAGAGGCGUUACGACCGAAUAUGGCACCUUCAAAAGCAGAAGACACCGCAGCAGAUGCCGGUACAAACGCCAUCGACGAUGCGCCCAACGACCCGGCCAAAGAUCUUGGCAACAGGUUCGCUGCUUUGUCUGUUGGCGAGCCGUCUGAAGCGUUCAUCGAAGCAUUCCGCAACGCGUCACAUGAGAGACCGAAACCACGCGACGAAGACCCCGUCUCUUACGAAUCCGAGCCCCAAAGUUCACCGGGGGAUGCCAUGUUUGCCUUUUCGGCUCUGGCAAACGACCUACAGAAAAUCAGGGCUCAAAUCAAGAGUAUCUGGGUAAACCAUUGUGAUGGCACUCUGGAUCUCGCUUCUGCUGCCGUAGCUACCACUGCAGCCACGUCUAUUGCUUGUGGAUUGAUCGAAGAGGUGGCGCCUUUAUUAGACGCGCAAGAAGGGGGCGUCUUCGGCUUUCUGAACAACUUCUACCUGGCGCAGUGCAUUUCGAGGGGAUUCGAUCCAGAACAGGUCCGCCUCCAAAUGGACAUGAACAACUCCAACUACGACACAUACGACAUCGCCGACCAAUGCUACCUCAUCGCCUCACAUGUCAUGAGCAGCUUCGUUCACGCCCUUCAUCCCAAAAGGCUUCCACUGGUCAAUGAAAAGAUACUCGGCACUUACGACCCUUCCAGCAACCUUGCCUCCAAGACGGGGGUGGAGAGAGGAGGGCCGAAGACAGGAUUCUUCUGAUGGACUUUUUCCUGGAGCUCAUUACCGUGAUUCGAAUGGUUCCUG